Melanotaenia boesemani (Boeseman's rainbowfish) is the source of this 1245-nucleotide messenger RNA. Its product is annotated as ubiquitin-associated protein 1-like. Gene Ontology annotation, biological process: ubiquitin-dependent protein catabolic process via the multivesicular body sorting pathway. NCBI's taxonomy places the organism in Eukaryota, Metazoa, Chordata, Actinopteri, Atheriniformes, Melanotaeniidae. Gene Ontology annotation, molecular function: ubiquitin binding. Gene Ontology annotation, cellular component: ESCRT I complex. The record is from RefSeq and is a predicted model, not a curated record. The transcript has 6 exons. Bases 1 to 1245 code for a protein of 414 amino acids.
AUGUUUGUGUCAGUCAUUUACUCCAUUCAUCCUGUGGAUGAAUUAGAAGAGCUUGAGGACAAUAUCUGGCUAAAGUGCAUUUUGGAGGUGAUGAGCAUUCUGGAGGAUGUCCCAUUUCAGACCCCUGUGGGUCCAUUGGGGGUCGAAGUACAGCUCCCGACUGCUCCGGACAUACCCUAUGGAUUCAACCUGGAGAGGUGGAUCAUGACUGGGCAGCAGCCAGUCUGUCAGGCUCCAUCCUGCCCACCAUACUGGAUGAUGUUCAGCUGCCCUCAGGAGAAUCAGGUGAUCGAUCACAGGGGCGGUGAUCCGUGGGCCCCCAGGCCUCGUCCCCGCAGCUACAGUCUAAAUUCUGCAGAUACCCGCUGGUUACACCAUCGCACCGUUAAGUUUCUCAUAACUGACUCUGAUGAUGAAGAUGGUUACUGUGAAAAUAACGAGGGGUCUUUAGCUGAAGGUGCACGUCACUGUGUCAACAUCAGAGAGCGGCCCCGGAGUGCUGCACCUAAAGACCCACUGUCCAGAGUCAAAGACAUGCAUCUCGGUCCUUCCACUCAUCACUGUAAACCCGAUUCAUCUCAUAUCUUCAGAGGCCACAGAACCACUUCUUCUCUGCCAGACUGCAGACAACCUCUUCGUGCAGUGGAGCAGCACAGGUCACAGCUGGCCAGCCCCCACUCCCAGGGGCAGAAGAACACCAAGAAGAGGCAGCGUUCAUUGUGCUCUGUAGGUAGAAAGUACUCCCAAAACACACCCCCUGCUGGCCUUUCUUCAUCCAAGCUGCAGCAGCAACGACCCUCCUCUGCAGGACCUGUUGUCAAAAACCACAGGAAAAAGGUCCUGACGACAAGUGGCUGUCAUGGGGUUUUCUUUGACUCUGCAGCAGAGCUUCUGACAGCACUCAGCCAGGAGGAGAGGGAGUUACUUGAGACCAUCACUGAGAAAGGAUACCCACUCCGCACAGCUAUUCUGGCUCUACAGAAAACAGGUUAUAGGAGUCCAGAGAAGGUCUUAAAAUACCUGGUCGCAAGUGACCAUCUCUGUCAGCUGGGUUAUGAUGAAGCACAGGUCGAGGAAGCUUUGGAAAUGUUUCAGAACUGUGAGACAAAGGCUGCAGAGUUCCUGCGUCUGUUGACUCAGUUUAAUGAGAUGGGCUUCCAGCAAAGCACGAUCAAAGAAGUUCUGCUUGUUCAUGAAAAUCACCAUGAGCGGGCUCUCGAGGAACUCAUGACACGCAUGGCCUGA